Molecule: messenger RNA, 2488 nt
Organism: Seriola aureovittata
Lineage: Eukaryota; Metazoa; Chordata; Actinopteri; Carangiformes; Carangidae
Exons: 5
Coding region: 145-1362 (405 amino acids)
Source: RefSeq, a predicted model, not a curated record
AAUAAGAACAGCUGCAGGGAACAACCUGUUUGGGGCAUGUGCGGACACGGAGAGUGUCACGGGAUAAUUAGUCAGUCAUUUUAAAUAGACUCAGUUUCACUUCUUCACUCCGGCUGACUGGCUGCACGUAGGUUCACAGACCACAUGAAAAUGCAGAAUCAGAAGAACCAGACCCCGACAGGAGCUGAGGUCACAGCGACCACUCGGACCCAGAAAACCAUCCUGCCCCAGGUCAGAUACCAUCCAACCAUCCAGACUCAGACUUCUGGAGACAGAGCACGACCCCAAACCUCUAAAACCACUGAAACCAGAACCAGUCGAACACAGAAGACUAGACCUGGAACUGUACAGCCCUCUAAGACUGUGAGUCAGCAGGGGGUCAACACCGCCCAGGUUGAUCCAUUUCCUGCAGUUAAACCAUUUCCCGGUGGAGGACAACACCAAAAACAGAGAACUCAAACACCUGUUAAGAAGCAGAAUCAGAAAGUGGUUCAGGGUGUGGAUACAGAUCCAGAUCCUACUCAAAAACCAGAUCACUUCUCUAACAGAGCCCCUCCCAGAGCAGAGGAGGUUCCUCUGGGUCUUGCGGUCCAGUUGGACAGGUCUGUGAUAGAGAAGGUGGAGGUUCUUACCCGUGGACAGAGUACCAACCAGGACUGGUUCUCUUGGAGGAAGAACCGGAUCACAGCCUCUGUCGCUCAUCGCAUCGCUCACUGCCACUUUGUUAACGGCAAAAACAAAACUCCACCCACCUCCUACCUGGCUGCUGUCACAGGUGAAGGUCGCAGAGUCCAGACCAGAGCCAUGAGCUGGGGGGUCCAGAUGGAGGACAAGGUCGUCCAAAUCUACCAGAGACUGAAGAGUCAGGCGUUAGGUCGGUCGGUCAUGGUUCAGGACUGCGGUCUGUUCAUUGAUGCUCGCCGGUCCUGGUUGGCAGCAAGUCCUGACGGCAUCGUGACGGACAGCCGGACCGGCCGAUGGCUGCUCUGCCUCGAGGUGAAGUGUCCCUACAAACACAGACACAGACGAGUGGAGGAUGCCUGCAGGGAGGACCCUGCUUUCUGUCUGGAGAUACAGGACGGGAACGGACGGGAGCCCGGAGGGUCUCCAGUCUACCGUCUGAAGACAUCCCACAGUUACUUCACACAGAUCCAGUGUCAGCUUGCGGUGACAGGCCUGCAACAGUCAGACCUCGUCGUCUACACCAUGAAGGAGACAGCCAUCGUCCCAGUGACAUUUGACCCCGACCUGUGGGAGGAGACGGUGUCCAAGCUGGAGGUGUUUUACAAGGACGCUGUCCUGCCUCAUCUCAGAGAGAAGACACAGCAGGAGAUGGCAGCAGCCAGGAUGCCAGAGCUGUAGAGAGCAGCUGGAGCUGAGUCUCCUGCUGUUCUCUGCUGACCUCUGUCCAAUCGCUUCACCUGCUGCCAGCUGCUCCAGUGGGUCCAGCUGGAACUGAAGUGUUGUCCAGAAACCUGGACCCUGUCCUCAUCAUGUAAACAGAUGAAGAACCUGGUUCCAGCUGUGGUCAAACACAGUUCAUCUCAUGUAUGUAUGUGUAAUGUAACCGUUUUGAACAUUUGAGCAGUUCCUCUAACGGCCACUAGAGUCUGGCUCCAUCAGUGAGUCAGUCUCCAUAGACUCCCAUGUUAAACUGUCCAACUUUACAGCAGAAAUAAACAUGUUUACAGCCUGGUACAAAAACAGUUUGGGUCUCUAGAGCUAAUUUCAUCCUUCAUGACGACUGUUUAUAUAACUCACCUCUUUACAUUUUAUAAAGUUAUGUAGAAUUGAGGGUGUGGCCUCUUUGAGUGACAGGUGGGUGAGUGUAUGCCCGCCACAAGCAGGCAUUCGCCUCAGCUGCACACACGCCCCUCCGCUUUUUUGGAUUAGCUGAGAGUUAGGGGCGGAGUCAGACACCGCCAACAUCGCGAUAGUAGAAAAGCUAACUGCGCUUCAAAAACCUGUUGGUUAUGUCACAGAGGCUAAUUCCAUCUUUAUUUACAGUCAUAGCUAAAACCAGCCUUUUACAACACGUCUGAGUUAAGAGAUAAAUUCAAAGUUUGAUGGAUCAGUUUCAGGAGAAGAAUAAAAAUGUUUAUGUACGAGGUCUAAAGUCCUGAAGGUCCAAAUCACAGUGAGUCUAAAGUCAAGAGCAAGUUUGAGUUUGAGUCCUUGAGUAUCUUCACAGGAUGUUACAGCAGCUGAGGUGUUUAACAGCUUUAUUUUGAGUCAUACUUGAUCUUUUAAAAAGGGAAAAUUAAAGACUGAUUUAUUGUUUUUUAAUAAUUAUUGUUAAUCUUUAGUUGGUAAAGAUGUUGAGUCAGAGUCGUUGGAGUCCGUCACCUGUGCAACAUGAAGAUAAAUCAAACAGUGAGUGAAGAAGAGGCUGAACACAUGAUCUGAUGGAUUUUUAUUGUGUUUGUCUCUGAAUGUAAAUAUAAUGUUUGACGUCAGGUCCUUUAAAACUGAUAAAACUUCAAACCUC